AUGGAUCUCUUAGCUGACUUUUUCAAAUCCCACUUCGGUUACAGAUCCAAACCUCGAGGAAAGCAGGGAGCUGAGCUGGAGGAUGCCUUAGUGGUGCUGGAGGAUGAGUCGAUCGUCGUACGUGCGGUUACCUCUGGUCGGGUCUACGAUGCUUUACUAUUCGAGGAUGUUGUUGCUGUCAAUUAUGGCGACUCAAGCCUUGAAAUAACAGUACUGGAGAUCCGUCAGAAGGGCUGUACAUGCUCAGCUGGCCGCCAGCGUAGGGAUAUUGUGCUUGAACGUUUCGACAGAUGGGAGGAGACUCAGUGCCCAACGAAGACUCGAGCCUUGGUUAUUAUCAACCCAGCAAGCGGGAAAGGCGACGCGUUGGAUUUGUAUACUAAUAAAGCCAAGCCCCUGCUCGACCUCUGUCAAGAUCGUUUUAUCGUCCAAGAGGUAGUCUCGGAGAGCGCUGAACAUACGAGGGAAGUGGCAGUAGAGUCCGCUGGGAAUUUCGAUGCAUUUAUAUUUUGUGGAGGAGACGGGCUUGUUCAUGACUUUUUACAGGCAAUUUUCAAGCUACCCCAUUAUCGCGAUAUUUUACACCGUGUCACGCUGGGAUUCCUACCAGGGGGCAGUGGAAACGGACUGGCGUGUAGCUGUGCGUACGCGACUGAAGACUGCGACAAUAUGGCUGUGGACCCUAAAGCGAUCGUUGGGGACUUCCAGGUUGCCCUUAGACUCAUUUUGAGAGGAAAAACUUCGCCACUAGAUGCCGCUGUAUUCGAUGUGUUGGAUAGGGAGACCCGUGAAUGUAAAGUUACCCUGCUGGCCAGUCUUAACGCUGCGUUUGGGCUCUUUUCUGACGUUGAUCUUGGAUCCGAGCAUCUGAGAUUCUUAGGAGACACUCGAUUCCAUGUCUACGCUUUAUGGAGGAUAAUUAGUCUACGUAAAUAUGCAGCUCGUGUGUCCUACAUUGAGGCUUGUGACUUGCCUCACGGCCAACAGCUUCUUGAGAGUCUCCCUGAUGAGAGCAGUCCACUGUGGCAAUAUGCGGAGGAGGGAGAAUUUGCCGGAGUUACGCUAUCUAACUUGUCACAUAUGGGCCCUGGAAUGAUGAUUGCUCCGGGAAGGAAACUGGGUGAUGGGUCUUGGACGAUGUGUUGGUUGCCUUAUAAGAGCUCCUCUUUCGGGACUCUCGUCAAGGGUUUGACAAAGAUGGAAAUGGGCACGCAUACUGAGAUGUCCCAUCUUUGGAAGGAGAAGUCGGUAGUUGCAUGGAAGAUCGAGCCAGCGAAUAAGCAGAGUGAGAUAACGGGCGAGGGAGCGACAGUAGACGGCGAGGCAGUUCCUCGAGGUAUCCUUUGUGGUUAUGUAUUGCCACGACUAAUGAACGUAUAUGCCUCACAAGGAAGUGUUGUGCAGAGUGAUGGUCAUUAAAAUGUAUCAUCUGCCAACGCCGCUUUCCGUGUAAUAUAUGUGGCCUGCACUGGGUGUGGCGACUGGCGUAAGCUACUUCUUAUCUUCAGUCUACUUGAUUUCAUCUAGUAGUUUCCAACUUCACGAUUUUGUACACUUGUAAGAUCUCGUCACUCUCCAAUGUCAUCGCUUACGUCACU
Messenger RNA from Perkinsus marinus ATCC 50983, 1598 nucleotides. RefSeq names its product Sphingosine kinase, putative. The coding region runs from base 1 to 1419 and encodes 472 amino acids. Gene Ontology annotation, biological process: sphingosine biosynthetic process. Gene Ontology annotation, molecular function: kinase activity. Gene Ontology annotation, cellular component: membrane; cytoplasm; intracellular membrane-bounded organelle. The transcript is spliced from 10 exons. NCBI's taxonomy places the organism in Eukaryota, Perkinsozoa, Perkinsida, Perkinsidae. The record is from RefSeq and is a predicted model, not a curated record.